UAUCAAGGUAAGACAUAAGUACAAAUAUUUAUUACAUUAUCAAUUAUGGCGCUGUACGUUAGCUUUCCUCUACUUCCCUUCAGCAAGAAGCCAUCGCUCCUGAGCUCCUCUUCCUCCCAGUGUCUUCUAAGCCACCGACGAUUACUGGCAGAUUUUCAUCCUAUAUGUUGCCUCUCAACUGCUAAUGCAGUAUCAUCUACUCCAGCUCGCCGCACAGCAAAUUAUCAGCCAACUAUUUGGGAUGAUAACUACAUACAAUCGCUGCCAAUUGAUUUCAUGGAGGAGAAGUAUAUACAUCGAAGGGACAUAUUGAAGGAGCAAGUGAGGGGUUUGAUUGGCAAACAACAUGACCUUAUUGAACAACUUGAACUGGUGGAUGCCCUAUGCCAACUAGGACUUCAAUAUCAUUUUGAUUCAGAGAUCAAGGACUUAUUGAGUUCUAUUAGUUCAUCAACGGUAAAUAUAAACAAUUUGAUAGAGAAUGGAAACCUUCAUGGCUCUGCCUUGCUCUUCAGGCUUCUAAGGGAAUAUGAUAUCAAAAAUGCUUCACUACUAAGAGUUGAAGCUUUGAUUAACUGCUUUAAAAGCGAGAGAGGAAACUUCAAUCCUAAUCAUCAACAUAAUGUCAAAGGACUUCUUAGCUUUUAUGAGGCUUCCUACCUUGCCAUGGAAGGAGAAGAACAAUUGGAUGAAGCGGGAAAAAUUGCAAUGGAGCGUUUGAGAAACCUUGACAUAUCUCUAUUAAGUCCACAAAUUAUUGAAGAAAUAAAUCAUGCUUUCGAGCUACCCUUGCAUUGGAGAAUGUCAAGACUGCAUGCUAGGUGGUUCAUUGAUGUUUAUGGGACACGAGAAAAUGUUAAUCCCACAUUACUUGAGUUAGCUACACUAGAUUUCAACAUUGUGCAAAGCAUCUACAAAGCAGAGCUUCAAGAAAUGUCCAGGUGGUGGAAAAAUCUUGGCCUUGUAUGUGAUGAGCUUAAUUUUGCAAGAGAUAGACUGGUGGAGAACUAUUUAAUGGCCUUAGGCUUCACAUUUCAACCUGAAUUUUGGAGAAUCAGGAAAGCAAUCACCAAGUUGAAUAGUUUUGUAACAACAAUUGAUGAUAUUUACGAUGUCUAUGGUACCUUAGAUGAACUGAAGCUCUUUACAAAUGCUGUUGAAGAAUGGAAAAUAGAUGCUGGUCAACAACUUCCAAAUUAUAUGAAGAAAUGUUUGGACGCACUUUUCAACACAAUGAAUGAUAUUGCCACUUCAUUCUCAGUGGAAAAAGAGUUAGAUAUUCUUCCAUGUCUAAAACGAGUGUGGGCAGAUUUGUGCAAAGCUUACUUAGUUGAAGCAAGAUGGUAUCAAAGUGGAUACACUCCAACUUUAAAUGAGUACUUGGAAAAUGCUUGGGUUACUAUAUCUGGAACUUGUAUACUAAUUAUAGCAUAUUGUCUAAGUGAUGACUUAACUAGUGAAGCUCUUAAUAAAUUAGAGUUCUAUCCAUCUGUCGCACGCCAUUCAUCUAUGCUUUUUCGACUAUAUGAUGAUUUGGGAACAUCCACGGCAGAGAUCCAAAGAGGAGAUGUCUCAAAAUCAAUUCAAUGUUAUAUGCGAGAGAAAAAUGUUUCGGAACCAUUUGCCCGGGAUCAUAUUAGAUAUUUGAUAAGAAAUUAUUGGAAGAAGUUGAAUCAAGAAUGCACUACAUUUUCAAUACCUAUAAAGUCUUUUAGAAAAGCUUUGGUUGAUGUACCAAGAACAGGACAAUUCUUCUAUCAUUAUGGAGAUGGAUAUGGAGAGUCAUAUGGUCAAACUAAGGACCAAAUAAUUUCAAUCCUAAUUGAGCCCAUUUCACUUUAAAGUUAAACUAUUUAAGAAAGGAAAUUCCUUUCUCAAGUAUGUGUAAUGUGUAACUUUGAUUGCAAUCAAUUUCGUUAUCCAAUUAACUAAAGCUUGUAUUUCUUUUAAUU
Phalaenopsis equestris is the source of this 1952-nucleotide messenger RNA. Its product is annotated as terpene synthase 10-like. The record is from RefSeq and is a predicted model, not a curated record. Bases 46 to 1842 code for a protein of 598 amino acids. Gene Ontology annotation, molecular function: magnesium ion binding; terpene synthase activity. The transcript is spliced from 7 exons. Lineage: Eukaryota; Viridiplantae; Streptophyta; Magnoliopsida; Asparagales; Orchidaceae. Gene Ontology annotation, biological process: diterpenoid biosynthetic process.